UAUGGCUCAAGCAUGCGAACUCGGAAAAGGAUCUGCAGCUUUUGUAAAUCCGCUCGGUUUAGGUUGUAUGGGCAUGAGCGAGUUUUAUGGUGCGUCAGACGAAGAAACAAACAUGGCUGUUUUGGAUCGUGCAUUGGAGCUCGGUUGCAGUUUUUGGGACACAGCCAACGUCUAUGGGCUGGGAAAGAACGAAGAGUUGCUCGGACGCUAUUUUGCCGCGAGAGGAAAUCGCGACAAGGUGUUUUUGUGCACCAAGUUUGGUAUCGUCAGAGACGAGGGUGGAAAAUUCUUGGGCUUCAAUGGAAAACCUGAAUAUGUUCGCCAGUGCUGCGAGGAUAAUCUAAAGCGUCUUGGCGUGGACACCAUCGAUUUAUACUACCAACAUCGGCCGGAUCCUAACACCCCGAUCGAAGAAACUAUGAAGGCUCUGGUAGAGCUGAAAAAUGAAGGGAAAAUUCGGCACAUCGGCCUAUCGGAAGGUGCUGUCGAUGAGCAUUGUGUAGACAGAAUGCGUCGCGCCCACAAGGUCCAUCCUAUCGCCGCUUACCAGGUCGAAUUCUCGCCUUGAACUUUGGAUAUGGUGCAUCCCGUUUAUAAUCGCCAAAAAGUGAACUCUAAUCAAAGAUCAUUAUUUUGUUUGUAGAAAAAAAAGUUAUCAGCCAUCAAAGUUGGCUGCUUUUGCUGGUUUUUGGCUGAGGUGGUA
Zychaea mexicana is the source of this 703-nucleotide messenger RNA. RefSeq names its product NADP-dependent oxidoreductase domain-containing protein. Gene Ontology annotation, cellular component: cytoplasm. Lineage: Eukaryota; Fungi; Mucoromycota; Mucoromycetes; Mucorales; Lichtheimiaceae. The transcript has 4 exons. The annotation marks the transcript as partial. The record is from RefSeq and is a predicted model, not a curated record.